CUAUUGACUUCCUUUCCGCAAGCUCCAAGGAUUAAACCAUCAUCUUUUCCGAUUUUCCCUUUUCUGGCCUUGAAACCCUAAAACAUCUAUUCUCUCUUCAUUCUCGCGUUAACAACUUAACAUUCAUCACUCGUGAGGAAGAAUUCUCCGAUUAAGAAGAGUAGCUGGCGGGGUCCUACGGUUUCUGCUUGCCGCCUCCCGCUGCGUUCGUCUUCCGUCGCUGCUCAGAAGCAAAAAGAGGGAGUUUUUGCGUCGCUGAUCGGAGUUUCAGCUCACUGAAGCAUUGAAGGGUUAAUUGCAAUCGGAGAGAGAUGUUUUCCGGUCUGAAAUUCAUACCCAGGGACAAAAUUGACGAAGCCCGAGAUGAAGAUGUAAGCAAAUCCUCGAAGAGGAGAAAGAAGGACGGCAAAAGGGAGAAGAAGGGGAAGAGGAGCUCGCGGUCGAAGAACAGUUCCGACGAUGAUGAUUUGGAGAGAAUUAAAGAAGGGUCGAGGAGGAAAAAGAAGUGGUAUUCCUCCGACGAGUAUUCGUCCUCGUCGGCGUCUGAAGAUGACGAGGAUCGGAAACGAAGAGCCAGGAGUAAAAAGCGGGAUAAAGGAUCCAGAAAAGAGGAUUCUUCACCUGAAGGUGGUAGAGAAUCUGACUCCAUGAAUGAUAUGGAGAUUACUAGGAAGGAAAUGGGAUUGGAUUGGAUGCUUAAACCUGCAGAGAGUGCGGACAAAAGGUCUGCUGCCAUGGUCGAUGAGCAGCCAGAGGAGCCUGCUGAGGAGGUGAAAAGGGCGAAUCCCAGAGAACUAAAUCCCUAUCUGAAGGAUGACGGAAGUGGUUAUCCUGAUGAGGCAGAGGAAAAACGUAGUGUAGAUCGGCUCCCGUCAUCUGCAGUUGUUGGAGAUGGAGGCGCAAGUUGGAGGCUCAAAGCCUUAAAGCGUGCACAGGAGCAAGCAGCUAGAGAAGGGCGAAAGCUUGAUGAGGUUGUGAAAGAAAGGUGGGACUCUCUUGGUCAAUUAGCCGUAUCUGCUGCAUCUCACAGGGCAGCCCCAUCUCGGGCUCAUUUACAUGCCAUUAAAAGUAGACAGGCAAGGCAGACAGAGGAUCAACAACCUGCCUCGGAUGGUAAAAGUAAGAGAGAUAUUAACAAGAGUAAUGAUAGAAGCUACUUGAAGGAUGUUUCUUUCCGGAGUGAAAUGAGAGCCCCUAAGGUGCAUGAGAGCUUAUCCUGGGGAAAGCAGAAAAAGAAGUUGUCUACUAAUGAUGCAAACCUUAUAUCCAGUGCAGCAUCUUGCUUGAACAAGUUCUCUAAUGAUGGAAGCUUUAUGAACCAACUACUUGGUCCAAAUGAUGAUUUGGAUGGUUCAAAACCAAAACAAGAGGCUGAGUUUAAAGUAGAUUCAUCUGACAGUAGUCAACCAUCUGAAGGUAGUCUAGUGAUUAAGGAAGGAAUGACUGCAAAUCAGUUGGCAGCUAAGGCUCUGCAGUUUCGUCUGAAGGGCAAGCAUGAAGAAGCUGAUAAGCUAAUGAAAGAGUCGGAGAAGUUGAAGGAGAAGCAGAGCGGUGGAGGACAUAUAAUUCAACAGCCUCGAAUCGCAGCAAGCACUGUCAGAUAUGCUGGACAACACACUCGAAAGAAGGACGAUGACAAUGCUGAUAGGAAUCUAGCUCGAACAAUAAUGCAGAACAAACAAUAUAGUUUAUCAGGUCGCGCAGAUGACGAGUAUGAUUAUCCUGGAGAUGGUCCAAGUAAGAAACUCCGAAAGAAGGAGAUGGACAAAAACGAUCGUUUGAAGUCCUCGGAGAACAACAAUUUUGCUUCUAGGCGCAUCCUGACACAACAAGAACGAUGCCUCUUUUGCUUUGAGAAUCCUAAUAGACCAAAACAUCUAGUCGUGUCAAUUGCAAACUUCACUUAUUUGACGUUGCCUCAGCAGAAACCACUUGUUCCUGGCCAUUGUUGCAUCCUACCGUUGCAGCACGAGGCAGCUACACGGAACGUGGAAGAUAGCGUGUGGGAGGAGAUCCGUAACUUCAAGAAAUGCCUGAUACGGAUGUUCGCAAAACAGGAUAAGGAGGUGGUUUUUCUUGAAACGGUGAUAGGCUUGGCGCAACAACGCCGGCAUUGCUUGCUUGAGUGCAUCCCUCUGCCUCAAGAUAUUGCAAAAGAGGCCCCUCUUUAUUUCAAAAAGGCAAUUGACGAGGCUGAGGACGAGUGGAGCCAGCACAAUGCAAAGAAGCUGAUCGACACGAGCGUGAAGGGGCUUCGAGGUUCCAUCCCCAAGGACUUCCCUUACUUCCAUGUUGAAUUCGGACUGGACAAAGGGUUCGUCCACGUGAUCGAUGACGAGUCUCAGUUCAACAGCAGCCUUGGCCUGAAUGUUAUCAGAGGCAUGAUGGAGCUGCCUGAUGAAGAUAUGUACAGCCGCAGGAGGAGACACGGAACAGUCGAAGGGCAGAAGCUCGCGGUUGCUGAGUUUGUGCGGGAUUGGGAACCUUUCGACUGGACCAAACAGCUUCACUGAAAGCCUGCACCCCCUAUAGAAGAUAGUUUUGUCAGGGACAGAGACUGUAGCAGUGUAUUUGCUCCUUCCAAAUUGUUCAAUGUUUGUAUACCAGGUUGUAUUUGUACAUAGAUGGAUUUACGAGGCGCCACUAGUUGAGUACUAGCUUCAUGAUUGGAUUUUUCUAUCUCUUACAGAUGGUCUCGAUGUAGCACUUGUAGCAACAAAAACUUAAAAUGAAACUGGUGUUUACUUCAACAAUUGAAGGAUCCAAAUAACCAUUUCAAAAAGGGGAUCCAAAGAUAAAUUUGAAUUAAUAGAUUGAAUAUGAUUUGGAUUCUUACUUGAUCACUUGUCAUCUUUAUUCUUUCUUAAGUUGACUUUAUUUUUCUUUGUUGCCAGAAAGGUGAAUUUUUUAUUAUUAUUGUAAUGUGAUGCGUUAGCCAAAUCUCAUAUCGACAGAUAUUAAAAGAGAUUCAAGAUUUAUAAGACGAAAUCGAUAUUUACCAGCGAGACGCGUUCUGGGAUGACAUAGAAAGAAUACAUAUGAGAACUCUGAAAUUAAUUAAACGUGUUCACCGUUGAGUACCGUAACAAUAAGUGACCUCUUGGAAAGUCAUUUUGAUAUGCAACCCAAAUAAAAAAAACCAUGUAGGUGUAGAGUCUACUUGUCAAACCGGUUUAUGCCAGUGUGCCGGUUUAGCAAGUGGAAUGGUUCGACCGGUGGCACAUACCGGUUUGUGCCGGUUCAUGCGGUCAAUAUUACAAAUAAAAUUAUAAAUACUCAUAUUUAAACAUGACAUUUAACGCCAAUACCUUAACAUUUAUAUUUGAAUCCAACAAAUAACAUCAAUAUUUAACUUUUAUACUCAUAAAAUAAAUAAUAAAAUAAUUUUUAUCAAUUAAAUUCGCUAAAAUAAGGUCAUUGUUUUUAGAUAUUCGUAUAUCGAUCAUGCCGGUCAUACCGGUGAUGUCACGCCGGUUUUAUGACCGGUAUCGGUUGAACCUGGUACAACCAGUGACACGCCAGCCGACAUGACAACCAUGGUGUAGACUCAAAGCAUACAAUAUCUCAAUCGAAAAAGAUAAAUCGGGAUCGGGAUGUUACACAUUGUGUCAUCAUAUUUAUUUUGAAAAUUCUGUUUUAAUAAAGUAUUUGAUAUUUC
Molecule: messenger RNA, 3658 nt
Organism: Linum trigynum
Lineage: Eukaryota; Viridiplantae; Streptophyta; Magnoliopsida; Malpighiales; Linaceae
Source: the annotation of a GenBank genome assembly